AUGGCCUGCACUGAGGUCCCACAGCAGCCCCAGCCCACCUCUGCAGGAGCCACCACCACCGACACCGCAAUCCCUGCUGGGGGUCGUUGCAGAUCCCUGGACGGUGACCUGGACGGUGACCUGGACGGUGAUCUGGAGUGCCUGGUGUGCCGGGAGCCCUACAGCAGUGCCCGAUUUCCCAAGCUGCUGAGCUGCCAGCAUGCCUUCUGCGCUGUCUGCCUGAAGCUCCUGCUGUGCAUGCAGGAUGGCACCUGGUCCAUCAUCUGCCCACUGUGCCGCAAGGCCACCGCUGUCCCUGGGGGCCUCAUCUGCAGCCUGUGUGACCAGGAGGCUGUGGUGAGGCGGUUAGCCCGGCCAUGCCCAGAGGUGCGGCUCUGUCCUCAGGAGCUGGCGAAUCCUGCCAACUUGACAGCAGGGCACCCCGGCUUGUCAGGAGAGGAUGAGCAGGAUGUGGCAAGUGCCAGCCUCGUGGCAGCCCGGCGCCUGGUGGCACACCUGCUCCUACUGGUCUUGCUCAUCAUCCUCAUCCUGCCCUUCAUCCACCCCGGCGUCAUCCAGUGGGCGCUCACCUUUAUCAUCAUCCUGACCCUGCUGAUGUCCACCCUCUUCUGCUGUCACCCCAGCAGCCAGAGCAGCUGCCGGCCCUCCCCCAGGACUGUCUUCUGCAGAGAGCAGAAACGUAGUGAGAUCUCUUCCAUCGCUUGA
Molecule: messenger RNA, 705 nt
Organism: Pteropus alecto (black flying fox)
Lineage: Eukaryota; Metazoa; Chordata; Mammalia; Chiroptera; Pteropodidae
Gene: RNF186
Product: ring finger protein 186
Exons: 1
Coding region: 1-705 (234 amino acids)
Biological process (GO): protein K29-linked ubiquitination; intrinsic apoptotic signaling pathway in response to endoplasmic reticulum stress; proteasome-mediated ubiquitin-dependent protein catabolic process
Cellular component (GO): endoplasmic reticulum membrane
Molecular function (GO): ubiquitin protein ligase activity
Source: RefSeq, a predicted model, not a curated record